This is a messenger RNA of Amyelois transitella, 2067 nucleotides long. Its product is annotated as dihydrolipoyllysine-residue succinyltransferase component of 2-oxoglutarate dehydrogenase complex, mitochondrial. Bases 1 to 2067 code for a protein of 688 amino acids. Gene Ontology annotation, cellular component: oxoglutarate dehydrogenase complex. The transcript has 11 exons. The record is from RefSeq and is a predicted model, not a curated record. NCBI's taxonomy places the organism in Eukaryota, Metazoa, Arthropoda, Insecta, Lepidoptera, Pyralidae. Gene Ontology annotation, biological process: tricarboxylic acid cycle. Gene Ontology annotation, molecular function: dihydrolipoyllysine-residue succinyltransferase activity.
AUGCAUGUUCGGGUUAAUGAUGAUGAAAUACUAAAGAAAUUUUGGGAAAUUGAAGAACAACAGCCUCGAUUAAGUAAGUUACCAACUGAGGAAGAACAACGAUGUGAAGAAUUUUUUAGAGCUACAACUACAAGAACGGAGUUAGGAAGAUACGUGGUAAGUCUACCAUUCAAAACUGAAGAACCAUUUUGCACCGGAGGCAAUUCUAGACACAUUGCGAUAAAAAGGCUAGAAGCAUUAGAGAAGAAAUUAGACAAGGACAACGACUUGAAAAACAAAUACAUUGAAGUAAUAAAUGAAUACCUUAAAUUAGACCAUAUGAGACCUGUUAAGGAAACUGAUGAUAUGACGGAAUUCGCUGUAUAUUUGCCGCACCACGCUGUAGUAAGAAAUGACAAAUCUACUUCAAAAGUACGUGUAGUUUUCAAUGCGUCAAGCCCAAAUAAUAAAGGAGUUUCUUUGAAUGAUACUCUCAUGGUUGGACCAACUCUACAAGCUGAUCUGCGUCAUAUUAUUAUGAGAUGGCGAUUACAUCCCAUUGCAUUAGUAGCAGAUAUUAUUAAAAUGUAUCGUCAAGUAAGGAUCAAUGAAAAUGAUGCUAUAUAUCAAAGAAUUGUAUGGCGCAAUAAACCUGAAGAUGAAAUAAAGGACUAUGAGUUGGUAACGGUGACAUUUGGAACAGCUUCCGCACCUUUUCUAGCAGUACGAGCCAUGCAUCAAUUAGCUUAUGAUGAAGAUGAAGAUGAAAUCAUAAGGAUCAUACAUCACAGAGCACUCACUCGAUACAGCAACGCCGGCAAAUUUGUAACACUGAGAUUGACGAAAUUUCCUUGUUGUGAUGAGAUCAAGUACGGAACCCUCCUAUCACCGCUACGAUGGACUCACAGACACAUCCACACGACCACACAACUCCACGGCAUCGAGGUAGUCAAGGCACCUAACUUCCCAGAUUCUGUGAGCAGUGGCGAUGUCAAAUUAAUAAAGAAAGAAGGAGACCCCGUGGCUAUGGACGAAGUGGUGCUGGAGAUAGAGACGGACAAGACGGCGCUGCCGGUCAUGUCGCCGGGACACGGCACGGUCGCCAAGCUGCUGGUGAAGAACGGAGAAGCUGUCAAGUCGCAACAGCCACUCUUCGAGAUCAACGUGACAGGGGUGGCGCCACCAGCUGCUGCUCCCGCCGCUGCUGCGCCGGCGCCGGCAGCCCCCGCCGCCCCCGCUGCCCCCGCCGCAGCCCCCGCCGCUGCGAAACCAGCCGUGGCAGCUGCCAAGCCCGCGGCUGUAUCAGUCGCCAAGGGGCCUGCUAAAGCCGCUGGACCUACUUUGGCAGCGCAAAGAAUCGGCGACCCCACGAAGACGAUAUCAGGAUCUCGCACAGAACACCCCGUGCCCAUGAACAAGAUGAGGAAACGCAUCGCUGAGAGGCUGAAGGAAGCCCAGAACACCACUGCCAUGUUGACCACCUUCAACGAGUGCGAUAUGAGCAAGCUGAUGUCCUUCCGGAAAGCGAACCUGGACGCGUUCGUCAAGAAAUACGGAGUGAAGCUGUCAUUCAUGUCGCCAUUCCUGAAAGCAUCUGCCAACGCGCUGAUAGACCAGCCAGUCAUAAAUGGCGUUAUCAUCGGGGAAGAUAUUAUUUAUAGAGAUUACGUAGACAUAUCAGUGGCAGUAGCCACCCCCCGAGGCCUAGUGGUGCCGGUGUUGAGGAACGUGGAGUCUAUGGACUACCCGAGAAUCGAACUGGCGCUGAAUGCACUCGCUGAAAAGGCUAGAACCGGCAAGUUAACCCCCGCGGACAUGCAAGGUGGCACGUUCACCAUCAGCAACGGGGGAGUAUUCGGCUCCUUGCUCUCCAUGCCUAUCAUCAACCUGCCCCAGUCGGCCAUUUUGGGCAUGCAUGCGAUAUUCCAGCGGCCUGUCGUCAUUGGAGGCAAGAUUGAAAUACGACCCAUGAUGUAUCUGGCUCUAUCAUAUGACCACAGACUGAUAGACGGGCGCGAAGCUGUGUUUUUCUUGAGGAAAAUCAAGGCUGGUGUCGAAGACCCAACAUCUAUCCUCGCGGGAGUAUAG